AUGGCUGGUUGGUUCUCUUCAACUUCGCCGCUCGAUGAGCAGAUCGAGCGCGCAACGGGUUCCUCGCUAGAGGAUAUUGCCCUCAAUCUCGAAAUAUCCGACAUGGUCCGAUCGAAGAGCGUGCAGCCCAAGGAAGCAAUGAGAUCCUUGAAGCGACGGCUGGAGAAUAGGAACCCCAACAUUCAGCUGGCGACUCUGAAGUUGACAGAUACAUGUGUCAAAAACGGAGGCACCCACUUUUUGGCGGAGAUCGCAUCUCGGGAAUUCAUGGACAACCUCGUUUCAUUGCUAAAAUCUGAAGGCGCCCCUUUGAAUUCAGACGUUCAAGGAAAGAUGUUAGAGCUCAUUCAGAACUGGGCCAUGGCGGCACAGGGUCGAAUGGACUUGAUGUACGUGGGGGAUACAUAUCGCAAUCUCCAGAGCGAGGGGUACCGUUUUCCACCAAAGACCGAAAUGAGCGGCAGUAUGCUGGAAAGCAGUGCUCCCCCCGAGUGGAUUGACUCUGAUGUCUGUAUGCGAUGCCGAACAGCCUUUAGUUUCAUGAAUCGCAAACAUCAUUGCCGAAACUGUGGCAAUGUUUUCGAUGCUCAAUGUUCCAGCAAGACCAUCCCAUUGCCACAUCUCGGAAUAUUGCAGCCUGUCAGGGUGGAUGAUGGAUGUUAUGCCAAGUUGAACUCCAAGUCGUUUGCGCCACCGGGCGUGUCGGAUCGAUCUACGUUUAAGAACAACUCGAUCACUAAGUCUAGCUCAAUGGAGCCUCGAGCAGCUAGAGCGGAUACCGGAUUUGAUGACGAUUUGCGACGCGCAUUACAGAUGAGCCUUGACGAGGCCGAGGGCAGAGGCACUUCGGGAUUCGUACCCCAGACGGGCAACACCCCAGAAACGGCUAAGCCUGCUCCUGCACCAGUCAACCCGGAAGAGGAGGAAGAUGCAGACCUUAAGGCUGCGAUUGAGGCAUCAUUGCGAGAUAUGGAACAGCACAAACAAAACCAUGCAGCGGCAUUGAAGAAUGUUCCCACGCCAAGUUCUGCGUUCCGUGAUUCCUCAAGCACGCCAACUCCCCUACCCAAAAAUCCUUACGAACUCACACCUGUCGAAGCCGAGAACAUCCAUCUAUUCUCAACGGAGCCACAGAUUCAGGAGUUGUAUGAGAGUAUCGGUUCUCUUCGACCGAAGUUGGCCCGUAGCUAUGGAGAGACUAUGAGCAAGCAUGACACGCUACUCGAUCUACAUGCCAAGCUCUCAACGGUCGUGAGAUAUUACGAUCGAAUGUUGGAAGAACGUCUUUCCAAUGCUUAUCCUCAUCAUGGCCUUGGCUAUGGAGCUGUUCCUGGCGCAACUCAAUAUCCCAAUAUCCAGCCAGGGUUUGUUCCCCAAGCCCCUGAUGCACAAGCUGGAGCGGAGAAUUUCUAUUACGGAAACCAGAUGGACAGCUCUCGCCCACCAACCGCCAUGUAUGCACCUCAGACGGCGAAUGUCGAGGGAUAUGGAGGUGGAUUUGGCACUGGCCCCGGCGCCUACGUAUCGCACACUCCACAUGGAGGUCAGCCGACCGAGGCUCCCAACCAGAACUGGGGUGGAAACCCUUACCCAUCUCUCGGGGCACAGUCACCCAAUGCUGCUCCCAACAACUACACAACUGCACCCGCCCCAAGUGCUCCGUCUCAGUACUAUACUGGACCAACUGAUGCAGAGGCGAACAAGUCACCAGUCACCGAGCCUCCAUAUCAACCAUCGCCUAUCAUGCGACGAGACUCUCAGUAUCAACCUAGUGCACCUCCAGGCGGAUCUGCCGUGCCCGAACAGUCAAACAUUACCGGGUAUGCACAGCCUGGUUACUCGGUACCUCCUAGCGCUCCAGCACCUCACCAGCAAGCAACCGGUUCUACUCCUCACCCGCAGUCCUUUUACUACUCCCAACAGUCCCAACCUGCACCACCUGUUUACCCACCAAUUGCCACUGGGCAACCAAGCACGUAUGCACCCGAAGCCCCCACUCAAGCACCGUAUCAGCAACCGCGACCCGUGGAGGAGAGUUUGAUCGAGCUGUAG
Molecule: messenger RNA, 2052 nt
Organism: Penicillium nucicola
Lineage: Eukaryota; Fungi; Ascomycota; Eurotiomycetes; Eurotiales; Aspergillaceae
Gene: vps27
Product: ESCRT-0 subunit protein VPS27
Exons: 6
Coding region: 1-2052 (683 amino acids)
Biological process (GO): protein transport to vacuole involved in ubiquitin-dependent protein catabolic process via the multivesicular body sorting pathway; protein targeting to vacuole
Cellular component (GO): ESCRT-0 complex
Molecular function (GO): phosphatidylinositol-3-phosphate binding; metal ion binding; ubiquitin binding
Source: RefSeq, a predicted model, not a curated record